This is a messenger RNA of Lachnellula hyalina, 1527 nucleotides long. It is a transcript of the gene och1, whose product is annotated as Initiation-specific alpha-1,6-mannosyltransferase. The record is from RefSeq and is a predicted model, not a curated record. Lineage: Eukaryota; Fungi; Ascomycota; Leotiomycetes; Helotiales; Lachnaceae. Gene Ontology annotation, biological process: protein N-linked glycosylation. The coding region runs from base 1 to 1527 and encodes 508 amino acids. The transcript has a single exon. Gene Ontology annotation, cellular component: mannan polymerase complex. Gene Ontology annotation, molecular function: alpha-1,6-mannosyltransferase activity.
AUGACAGACGUCAACGCGAUGAUUUCGAAAGUUCUGGGACGCUUACCUACGAAGGUCUUGCGAAGGGCUCUGCCAGUAUACAUCACUUGCGUAUUUCUGGUCCUCUUUCUUUGGAAUCUGGACUCUUUCGGAUCUGCUGAAUCUUCAGAGUCUUCAGAUGUUGGCAGCAUGCUGAAGCGUGAAUUGUCUCACUUCACAACACGCAAAGCAAUAGACCACAUCCCAAGGAAAAUCUGGCAGACCUGGAAGAUAGAUCCUCUGGGUUUCGAAGAGAGAGACUUAACGGUUGCCAGGACUUGGACGCAGAAGAACCCGGGCCACAGGUACGAGGUUCUGACAGACAACAAUGAUUUGUACUAUGUCGAAACACACUUCGGUCCUACUGGUUUCAAUCGACCCGAUAUUGUAUACAUGUAUCGUUCACUCACGCUGAAGAUUAUCAAAGCGGACCUGUUGCGAUAUUUGAUCAUGUAUGUUGAAGGAGGAUUAUAUGCCGACAUCGAUGUGGAAGCGCUCCGUCCAAUUGACCGCUAUAUUCCCGACCGGUACCAUGAAAGGGAUAUUGACAUGGUUAUCGGGGUCGAGAUCGAUCAGCCAGAGUUCAAGAAUCAUCCUGUACUAGGUAAAAAGUCGGAAUCAUUUUGUCAGUGGACAUUCAUGUGCAAACCUGGACUUCCUGUCAUGUUGAGACUUAUUGAUGGUAUCGUCAAGUGGCUGAACGAAGUUUCAAAGAAACAGAAAGUGCCAGUAUCGGAGAUCGUCCUCGACUUUGACGAGGUAAUAAGCGGGACUGGGCCUUCAGCUUUCACCGGCGCAGUUUUGGCAGAAAUGAGCGAGAAAGCCGGGAGAAGUGUGACGUGGAAAGACUUCCACAACCUGAGCGAAUCGAAACUUCUUGGCGGUGUCUUAGUUCUCACUGUCGAGGCUUUUGCGGCAGGUCAAGGCCACUCGGACUCUGGAAACCACAACGCAAGGACGGCCCUCGUCAAGCAUCGUUAUCAUGCUUCUGGAUGGCCGACUACUCAUCAUCGAUACAAGCACCCAGUAUUCGGCGAGGUGGAAAAGUGCAACUGGGACCCCGAGUGUGUCAAAAUCUGGGAUUACAGCAUGGCAGCUUUUGAGCAGCUUUCUCCAGAGGAGCAAGCCAAGCAGACGAAAGACAAGGAGAUGGCUGAUGCUGCGGAAGCCGAGAAAGAGGAACAGCUAAAAAAAAUUGGGGAUAUGGAGAAGCUAGCUGAAGCCGAGAAAGCCGACAACUUGGAGAAACUCGGUCAAUGGGAAAGAGAGCAAGCCAGGUUGAAAGCAGAAGAAAUUUCGAAGAAGCCAGAGGGGGAAAAGCAAGGGAAAGGAGAAGCAAAGGAGACAGAUGGAGGUGAAGAAGCCAACACGGAGGCCGGAGGGGAAGCGGGUGCGGAGAAGAAAGAGGAGGAAGCCACCACGAAGAAAGAGAAAGAAGCUACAGGUGCUGGCUCUGCUGAGAAGGAGGUGGUAGUGGCUCCCGAACAACAGCCAAUGCAAGUGGUGUGA